AUGGAACCAACUACAAAUUUAGAAGCAUUAAGCUCGGCAAAUCAUGAGUUUUCGUUUUCUUUGUAUAAGGAAAUAGCCAAAACUGAAACAGGAAAUAUUAUCUAUUCACCAUUCAGUAUCCACGUGAUUAUGUUCGUGGCUAGCACUGGAGCAGAUUUGAAAACAUUUGAUGAAAUAGUAGCCACUAUGCAUCUAAACAAAACUACUCAUUCGAUGGAAGCAUAUAGAAAAUUAUUGGAAGACUUAACCAGUAAAGAUGAUAAUCUGAAACUAGCAACCGGAAUGUUUGUCGAUAUAGCUUUCAAUGUUAAAGAUAGUUUUGUUGAAAACUCUAUGAAUUACCUAAAAUCUUCCAUGGAAAAAUUGAGUUUAAAAAAAAACCCAGAACAACAACUCCAAUAUUUAAAUAAUUGGGUUUUAAACAAAACCAAUAACAAAAUUAAAGAUUUAUUUCCCAAAGGCUCCAUUAAUGAAGAUACUGCCUUAGUAUUGGUGAAUGCUUUGCAUUUUAAAAGUGAUUGGGCCCAUAAAUUUGAUUAUGUCAAAGAUGGAUCUUUUUAUGCUACUCCAAGUAACAUGAUAACAGUGAAAAUGAUGUACCUAAAAGAAGAUUUGCAAUAUUAUCAUGAUAGUAUCCUAAAAUUUACUGCACUUGAAUUACCCUAUAAAAAUAAUGAUUUUAAAAUGAUAAUUUUAUUGCCUGAAGCUAAAGAUGGCUUGGAAAUUCUGGAAAAUAACUUAUCAAUAAUUAAUUUGCAUGCAAUUUCUAAUAAUAUGACCCAGACAUACGUUUAUGUCAAACUACCUCGUUUCAAAUUAGAACAGUCUGUGCAAUUAGAAAAAACAUUAUCCAAUCUGGGAUGUCCAACAAUGUUUACAUCAGAAGCAAACUUUUCUAACAUUGUUGAAGAUGGUGAACUGUAUGUGAGUAAAGUCUCGCAUAAGGCAUAUAUUGAUGUAGAUGAAAACGGAACUGAAGCGGCAGCAGUCACUGGUUUUGAAUGUUGUGAUGGCUGUGGUUGUGCAAGAAGUUUUACAGAUUUUGUUGUUGAUCAUCCAUUUAUGUUUUUUAUUUUAACUAGAUGUAAUAUUAUUAUAUUUGUAGGCCGCAUGACCAAAAUUGAUUAA
Molecule: messenger RNA, 1128 nt
Organism: Macrosiphum euphorbiae (potato aphid)
Lineage: Eukaryota; Metazoa; Arthropoda; Insecta; Hemiptera; Aphididae
Source: the annotation of a GenBank genome assembly